Molecule: messenger RNA, 2076 nt
Organism: Dictyostelium purpureum
Lineage: Eukaryota; Evosea; Eumycetozoa; Dictyosteliales; Dictyosteliaceae
Exons: 2
Coding region: 1-2076 (691 amino acids)
Biological process (GO): protein dephosphorylation
Molecular function (GO): protein tyrosine/serine/threonine phosphatase activity
Source: RefSeq, a predicted model, not a curated record
AUGAUAAUAUUUAACAAUAGUUUUAUGAAUAAUUCAACAGAAAUCAAAGAAGAUCAAAAAUAUAAUUUCGAAUCAAUGAUACCAAAUAAUAAUAACAAUAGUAAUAUAAAUAAUAAUAUAAAUAGUAAUAAUAAUAACAAUAAUAAUAAUAAUAAUAAUAAUAAUAAUAACAAUAGUAAUAAUAAUAAUAAUCAUAUAAAUUUAGAUAAUACUAUUAAAAAUAUAAAUGAUGAUUAUGAAAAGGGUUUUAUGGUAUUUGGUGUUAAUAAUAUAAAUAAUUUUAAUAGUAAUAAUGAUGGGGAAAAAGAUAAUAUAGAGGAAAAUACAAGUAAUAAUAAAAGGAAAAAUUUCCUGCUGCCCUUAUUACCACUAUCGUUAAUAAACAAUAAUAAUAUAAUGAAUAAUUCAAUAAAUCAAACAAUUCCUAUGCAAAUACAGAAUAGUGGAGGUAAUAAUAAUAAUAAUAACAAUAACAAUAACAAUAAUAAUAAUAAUAAUAGUAAUAAUAUUAGUAAUGGUAAUAAUAUUAAUAAUAUCAAUCAAAAUAAUUUAAAUAGUAGUAUAGUUUUAUCACCACUUUCUACAUUUAGCUCGACAAUACCAUUUUUACCAACUACCAUUACGAAUAAUAAUAAUAAUAAUAAUAGUUCAACAGUACCUUCAUUAACAGCACAUAAUUCUUUUAAGAUAAAAUUACCAACAAAUACACCAUCAACAUCACUUUUAACCACAUUUCCAAAUUUAUCACCCAGAAUGUCAAAUAUUCCUAUUUCACCUCGAUUAUCAAAUAUCCCAAUUUCACCACGUCUAGCUAAUGCAGUUCCAAUAUCACCCCGAAUGUCUAUUGCAGUACCAAUAUCUCCUCGAUUAACAAGUGUUGUUCCAUUGUCACCUAGAGUAACCAAUAAUACUGCUGUAGUACCUUUAUCUCCUCGGAUAAAUACUGCCCCAUUAUCACCAAGAAAUCCUCCUCCUGUUGCUAAAAAAGGAAAAUUACUAUUAUCACCUUUAAAAAUUUCAGUUCCAAAACCAAUUGCCCCUGAUAACAAUAAAAGUUUUGAAUAUGUUAUUAGUCAAAUUGAUGAAACCAUUUAUUAUGGAAGUAAAACGCCAGCAGCAAAUAUGGAUUAUCUUAAACAGGUUGGAAUUACACACAUCUUAAACUGUGCCGGUGAUACUUGCGAAAACCAUUUCCCAGUCGAUUUCAAAUAUAAAACACUGUAUCUUCGUGACCGAAAUGAAGAAGAUAUUAGAUGUUACUUUAAUCAUAUUAUAGAUUUUUUUAAUACUGUAAUACAAGAUAAUGGGAAACUUUAUAUCCAUUGCUACCGUGGGGUAUCUAGAAGUUGUACUUUUGUUUUGUUAUAUUUAAUGUGGAGGAACAAAUGGAAUUGGGAAACUGCUUUAGAAUUCACCACAUCAGUUAGAGAUAUUAGCUAUCCAAAUCUUAGUUUUCUUUUACAGCUUAUUGAUUGGCAAGAUUAUUGGUUUAAAGCAAAUAAAAAUAAAUUUGCCAAUGGUAGUAAUAAUAUCAACAGCAACAGCAACAGCAGCAGCAACAGCAACAGUAGUAGAAUAAAACCAUUAAAUAAUAGCAUAAAUGGUUUAAAUUUAAGUAAUAAUAGUAUUAAUAAUAAUAGUAAUAAUAGUAUAGAUGAUGCAAAUAAAAGUAAUGGUGGCAAAUAUAAGCAUUUAGAUGGUUUAAAAGAAAAUGGUUUAAUUCAAACAUUGCCAUCUCUCUAUAUAAUGAAGCAUAUUAAAGGGGAUUUUAUUUUACCAAAGCAUAUAAAACCAAUGGAAAGUUAUUUAUCCUUUGAUUCCAACUCAUGUUACAUUCUUCGAACAUUUGAAGGCAUUUAUCUAUGGAUUGGUUAUAAUGGUGAAGAGUUUUUAGAUUCAGCGACCGAAGCUAUUCUACAAUUUCAAUCUUAUGAAGGUGACUCUUUAAAGGUAAUUCAUUUUAAACAAGGAAAUGAAAAUCUAAAUAGUAUAGAAUUUAAUUAUUUUAAACAAAUUUUAGAUGAAAAUAGUAUUAAUAAUAAUAAUAAUAAUAAUAAUAAUACUAUUCAAAAUUAA